Arachis duranensis is the source of this 1165-nucleotide messenger RNA. Its product is annotated as polyubiquitin 11. Gene Ontology annotation, cellular component: cytoplasm; nucleus. The transcript is spliced from 2 exons. The record is from RefSeq and is a predicted model, not a curated record. Gene Ontology annotation, molecular function: protein tag activity; ubiquitin protein ligase binding. Gene Ontology annotation, biological process: protein ubiquitination; modification-dependent protein catabolic process. Lineage: Eukaryota; Viridiplantae; Streptophyta; Magnoliopsida; Fabales; Fabaceae. The coding region runs from base 165 to 854 and encodes 229 amino acids.
UACUAAGACCCUUUUUUAGGAUUGAUUUGUUUUUUUUUUGUCACGUUGCCGUGAAUAGGUGGUCACCGCCUUUCCUGCUGCUAUAAAAUAUGCCCUUGCCCCCGGCCUCACCUUCAUUCUAAGCUGAUUUAAUUCCUUUUUGUGCUUCCCCGAAUUCCUUCAAGAUGCAAAUCUUCGUCAAGACCCUCACCGGAAAGACCAUUACUCUCGAGGUCGAGAGUUCUGACACCAUCGAUAAUGUGAAGGCGAAAAUUCAAGAUAAGGAAGGGAUCCCUCCCGACCAGCAGCGUCUAAUCUUCGCCGGAAAACAGCUGGAGGAUGGCCGUACCCUUGCCGACUACAACAUCCAGAAGGAGUCAACCCUUCACCUUGUCCUCCGUCUUCGCGGUGGCAUGCAGAUCUUCGUUAAGACCCUCACCGGCAAGACCAUCACCCUCGAGGUUGAAAGUUCCGACACCAUCGACAACGUGAAGGCCAAAAUUCAGGAUAAGGAGGGAAUCCCACCGGACCAGCAGAGGUUGAUCUUCGCCGGGAAGCAGCUUGAGGAUGGCCGCACCUUGGCUGACUACAACAUCCAAAAGGAGUCCACCCUUCACCUUGUCCUCCGACUGCGUGGUGGAAUGCAGAUUUUCGUUAAGACCCUUACCGGAAAGACAAUCACCCUGGAAGUUGAGAGUUCGGACACCAUCGAUAAUGUCAAAGCAAAGAUCCAAGACAAGGAGGGAAUUCCCCCGGACCAGCAGAGGUUGAUCUUUGCCGGAAAACAGCUCGAGGACGGCCGCACCUUAGCCGAUUACAACAUCCAGAAGGAAUCCACCCUCCACCUUGUGCUGCGUCUUCGUGGUGGAUUUUAAGUGAGGAUGGCAUUACAACUGGAUGUUCUGUUGUAGUAGUUUCCAAAUUUAUGAACUAGUUGUUUGGUUAUGGGUCCCUAGCGGCCCUUUAAAAUAGGUUUAGUCUUUGAUGUUUAAAAACUGGGUAAUAUUACUAUAUGCUGUGUUUGAUUCUGUGAUUCUACUUAUAUAGUUUGUCUUUAUGUAUUUGAAUUACUGAAUGUGGUGUUCUCAGUUGUUACUAGAAAUGCUGCGUGGAGUGGGAGCUUUCUGGAUUAUCUAUCAUCACAUCAGAUAUUUUACAUUCCAAUCUACCAUGAUUUGGAUUUCAA